This is a messenger RNA of Notechis scutatus (mainland tiger snake), 219 nucleotides long. It is a transcript of the gene GNG8, whose product is annotated as G protein subunit gamma 8. Gene Ontology annotation, cellular component: heterotrimeric G-protein complex. Gene Ontology annotation, biological process: G protein-coupled receptor signaling pathway. Lineage: Eukaryota; Metazoa; Chordata; Lepidosauria; Squamata; Elapidae. The record is from RefSeq and is a predicted model, not a curated record. Gene Ontology annotation, molecular function: G-protein beta-subunit binding.
AACGGCAUGUCCAACAACAUGGCCAAGAUUGCGGAGGCGCGCAAGACGGUGGAGCAGCUGAAGCUGGAGGUCAACAUCGAUCGCAUGAAGGUGUCCAAGGCGGCGGCCGAUCUCUUGGCGUACUGCGAAGCCCACGCCAAGGAGGACCCCCUGGUCACGCCCGUCUCCUCGGCCGAGAACCCCUUCCGAGAGAAACGCCUCUUCUGCAUCGUGCUGUGA